This is a messenger RNA of Mauremys reevesii (Reeves's turtle), 2516 nucleotides long. It is a transcript of the gene LRRC27, whose product is annotated as leucine rich repeat containing 27. Gene Ontology annotation, molecular function: protein binding. NCBI's taxonomy places the organism in Eukaryota, Metazoa, Chordata, Testudines, Geoemydidae. The transcript has 14 exons. The record is from RefSeq and is a predicted model, not a curated record. Bases 799 to 2388 code for a protein of 529 amino acids.
GCUGUGCUGCCUGUCCCCCAAAAUAACGUCAGGCCAACAAAACAUCCCUGCGGAAUUUGUUUGGCGACUUCUGUUUCCCAACGUGAUGAUAUUUAUAGGGUGACAUUUGUGUCCCUGUGCCAGUGGGUCCGCUCUGCAGCGGGUAAUUUAAAAGGUGGGAACCCAGGGAGGAAACCAGUCCUAAUGGGGCAAGUCCUGGCCCUGCAUGGCAGGAGAGACUCCUUACUGGCUGGGGCUGAGUUCAGGGUCGCAGUUUAACAAAUGAAUUAUUAAAACCUCAGAGGUAAUAUUGUCCUGGUGUAGGUCUGCUUAAACUGCUACAGUGUCAGGAUUUUUGUGAAUUUAAAAGCCAGUAUGGCUUAUAACUCCCUGGGCCUGAGUCUUGUCUGGUCUCACUUUACACCAGUUUUACAGCUGUGUGCUUCUGCUGACUCCAGUGGAGUUAGUCCUGAUUUUUACCCCUGUGAGAGGAGAAUAAGUUCAUCUGUGUUUCUGUGCCUGUAUUUGGAGUAAGGAGACAAAUAAGGGCUCUGUAUGAGACUUUUUUUUUAAAUGAUCUAUUAAAACUCAUCGCAAAAUCCUUCAUUACAAGAAAUGGAAACUUUCAGAUGAAUCUGUGAGUGAGGCUUGUGGCAUUUCUAGAUGAAGAAAUUUAAGCAGAGAAGUCCACUGAGUUCUGGGUUUAUUUGAGAUGGACUAGGAAGUACCCUCCGCCACCUGAAAGAGAAAAAUAGCUUUUUACUUACCUUCAGACGAUCAGUUUGCAUUAUGGGGUCAGUAUUUUAGGUUCGCUAACAAAUGGAUGAAAGCCUUUCUGAAGAGUCUUGUGGUGGUGGUGAUUAUUUAGAGAAUGAAGAUCAGAAAAAGAGACACCUAUCUGGUUCCAGUUCAUCAAAAGAUAUUAGGAAGGCAGUUGAAGAUACACUAUCUACUCCUUCAAAUAGUCUAGAUUUGAGUAGGAAAAAACUUCAGCAUCUUACUGAGGAAAUAUACAAAUUACCCAACCUUAAACAUUUGCAUCUGGAAGGAAAUGCUUUAGCCAUAAUUCCUAAGGAUUUAUUUCAGCAGCUGCCAAAUCUUGUUUGGCUGGAUCUCCGGUAUAACAAAAUUAAAACUCUUCCCUCUGGAAUUGGAUGUCACAAGCAAUUGAAAACAUUACUUUUAGAAAGAAAUCCUAUAAAAAGGCUGCCAGUGGAGCUUGGUAAUUUAACUUCAUUGACAGCACUGAAUCUAAGGCAUUGCCCUCUGGAGUUUCCACCUAAAGAUGUUGUACAGAGGGGACUGCGGUCCAUUCUGUGCUUUCUCCGGAAUGUUGGUAAUGGAAAAGUUGUCAAUUUAGAACCAGAUACUCAAGAAUUGCCUUCUAUGCUACAAGAAGACGCAAAGGCCAUUGUUAAAGAAUACAGGAGAAAGUCAAAGAGAUACCCUGCUCUUAGGAAAGCAUUCACUGGUCCAUGGAAACAGAUGAGCUUCAUUAAAAUGCCACCUGUUGAAAAGUUAAAUUUAACUGAGUUGAUGAAAUCCAGUUUGGAUUUGUCAGAUGAGUGGCCUAAUGAAGAAGAAAUGCUACGAUUUCAGAAGCUGAGGGAGGAAAUGGUGAAAGAUGAAAAGGAAGAAUUUCUUGCUAACCAAGAUUUAAAUCCUAAAGCCACAAUGCAGGAGUUUGCUGAGUUCAGAAAAAACGGCAGAAAGAAAGAGAGGCUCUACAACAAAUCAGCGACUCUUUCCAGGAAGAAGUUCUCACAGAAGAAUAUAUUUUCUGAGUUUCACUCAUAUGAUAAGAUGAUUCAAGCAAAGCGAGCUGAAGAGUUCAGAUUGGCUGUGCAAAAGGAACUAAAAGAGACACAGGCUUUAAUUGAACAGCACAGAAAAGAUAAAGAAGUGCUUCGGGAAUGGAGACAGCGUGCCAAGAUGAUGAAGGAGAAGAAAGAAGUAUUGUUCAGGUAUUCACCUACAAGAGCAGACAUGAUAUCAAAAAGUGCACCAUAUGCUACUGAUAACAUCAAUUAUCACAAUACAAGAGAAGGGUGUGAAAACCUAAAGAAACGCACACCUGAAAAAAGUGAACAUGUGAGAAGAAUGUUGAAAGUAAAUUCUAUAAGAGAAGCUGAAGCUGCAAGUGCCUCCAGGGAAAAAGAAUUGGAACAACGCAUCAAACAUCAUACACAAAUGAUAAAAGAAAGAAGAAAAAAGUCAAAAGGGACACCCCAAGAGGAAAUGCAGAGAGCAAAACAAGACUUUGAAACUGUGGAAAAGCUUCAGGCUGAGCUAGCACAAGUAAAACAAGAACUUCAGCAGGAGUAUCGGUUUACUGCCUUCACAGGCGAGCCUGUUCCUGAUUCACCGAGAAUGCCACCUCAUAAUAUCUUUUCUACCAUGAAAUUUUGAUUGCCUGAAAUUCUUAAAAGAACAUUUGUCUUACAGUAUCCAUCUUAAAAGAACAUUUGUCUUACAGUAGCUUUACAGUAUUGGAAAGCUGCUUUUCAGCAGGCUUUAAAAGUGCUCCUUUUAUUACC